ACCGCCCGGCUUGUUUACUAGCCGGUUCAUGUGGACGCGCAGUAGUUAAACAUGGCGUUGGAAAUACAGCUGGAAAUUGUUGGUUUGUUAAAAACGCAUAAUUUUCAUGCGGCUAAAAGUAUUGCAGAGGCACUGAAACAAAACUUCCCAGCUUCAUUUGCUGAUCCCACCAUUCGCCCGAUGCUUGAAAGUGACUGGCAUGUCUACAUAACGGAUAAAAGAAAGGAGCUCAGGGGGGAGAUGUGGCAGUACCCCGGGAAUGUCGUGUGCUGGGUGAACGGCAGUGUGCUGGGUGAUGAGAAGCAGCUGUGCAGUUGGGCAGAGAAACAGUGGACCUUCACCUUCUACCGUCCACAAGCGCUUUACGCGGCACUCGCCCAGGAGUGCUACAGCAGACACCUGCACAGCACAGGGCAUAUAUUUGUAUAUAUGGAUGUUGCGAUUGGAGGCGAGGCAGUUGGGCGAAUGCUGUUUGAGCUUUUCUCAGAUCUGUGUCCAAAGACAUGUGAAAACUUUAAAGCCCUGUGCACUGGAGAGGCAGGCACCUCUCAAAGCGAACUCGCACUUUGCUAUAAGGACUCCUUAUUCAACAGAAUAGUACCUAAUGGCUGGGUGCAGGGAGGAGACAUUACAGUACAAAGCAGAGGCAAUGGUGGGGAGUCCAUCUAUGGCCCAACAUUUGAAGAUGAAAAUUUCUCUGUGUCUCACAACAAGCGAGGAAUCCUGGGCAUGGCCAACCGAGGUCCCCACACUAACAGCUCUCAGUUCUACAUCACACUACAGCCAGCCCUGUGGAUGGACAGAAAAUAUGUGGCCUUUGGGCAAGUUGUUGAAGGCACAGAGAUUCUUAGGAGACUAGAAGAGGUGCCCACUUAUAACGAAAGGCCCAAACAAGACUGCAGGAUAGUCACAUGUGGAGUGUUUGACCCUUGAUUGACUGUCAUGGUGUAAGAUUUAAAAAGAAAACAUUUCACUUGUGCCAGCUGUAGCACACACUCCAGUAUCUUCAGAUUGUCUUUAACUUCAAAGCCUUCACAUUAAAAAUAGCCCUGUAGAAGUUUCUGUAUUUUACUCAGCUAUUUUCAUGUUUUCUCCUUCAGUUAGUUUGGUUAUUAAUCUUCAUUCUUCUGACCUGAGUGACUUGCAUUAGGACACAACAUUGUUUGAAAUGCAGUUAAAGAAACAAGUAUCGUAAACCUAAGCCAUAAACAUUUCAGGCUUUUGCCUGUACUGUGCCUAACAUCUGCAAAGGAGAGCAGAAUAAAAAUUUGCUUGCCAAAUUUGCAUGUUCAUCCCACAAAUAAUUUAAUUUUGGUUAUAUUAGCACUCUAGCAAAUUACCUGUUGAUCCAUUUUUGAUGCUACAUGACACUGUGUGCCAAUAUAUGAUUUGAUACUGUAUAGGACUGUAUAUGAUGUACCAAUAUGCACAUACCCUUUUAAUAAAGAAAACAAAGUCCUGUUUUAUAGCCAUGUCACUGGCAUGCACAUACUCUUCCUGGGGCACGGGAAAUAAACAAGUG
Molecule: messenger RNA, 1522 nt
Organism: Pangasianodon hypophthalmus (striped catfish)
Lineage: Eukaryota; Metazoa; Chordata; Actinopteri; Siluriformes; Pangasiidae
Gene: ppil6
Product: peptidylprolyl isomerase (cyclophilin)-like 6
Exons: 8
Coding region: 52-933 (293 amino acids)
Biological process (GO): protein peptidyl-prolyl isomerization
Molecular function (GO): peptidyl-prolyl cis-trans isomerase activity
Source: RefSeq, a predicted model, not a curated record